Molecule: messenger RNA, 825 nt
Organism: Naegleria gruberi
Lineage: Eukaryota; Heterolobosea; Eutetramitea; Acrasida; Naegleriidae
Exons: 1
Coding region: 1-825 (274 amino acids)
Source: RefSeq, a predicted model, not a curated record
AUGAAACAAUUAAAUGUAUCAGCCAACAAUAUUUCAUCAUCAGCCAUGAUGAUAAAAAGAAGAACUUUAUGGGUCGUCACUUGUGGUUUGCUUGUGGUACUAUCUGCUGUUUAUGCAGCAAGUGGAUAUCAAAGACUUACAAAAGCUUUAUACGGAGUAUUAAAUCCAUGUUUUUUCUGCCUCCAAUGUGAAAUUGCUGAUGGAGAUGCAAUUGUAGUAGAGAAUAAUCCUGCAAAUUUAACUUCAUCUAAAUUAUAUCCUUGGCAAGCAGCUCCAGCUGUACUUUAUUUUGUCGUUUCUGAAGCUCUUGAUAAUGAACCUAUUGAGAUUGCAAUUAAUUUUCCAAUCAAGGAAACAAUACUUGUAGUGUCCUCUGAUAAGAGAGUCACUUUUAAACUAAAGAUUUCAGAUGAAUACAAAUCUUUUGGACCAAGGUUGACUCAAAUUUAUGUGAAUGGUCCCUUGAAGAAUAGUAUUGAUUUGGACACUACAGUUUUCAAUCCAACAAUCAAGUAUUUUUGUGAUGAAUCUCAAUGUGACAAUCCAGCCAUUCGUGUUACAAAUGGUUAUUAUUGGUCUAGUGGUGGGAAAAGUCUUCAAAGUCAAAUGGAAAGUUAUGUGGGAAGAACUUUUACAUCAUUUGUUGGUUGUGAAAGAGCGAGAUUUUUCAAAUUAGCCAAUGAUUUGAAUAGAGAUGGAUGUGAACCUUUGAGUGGUGGUGCCAUUGCAGGUAUAGUGGUAGGAGUAACUGUACCUGUACUGGCAUGUUGUUGUGGUAUCAUAUUAGGAUUAAUUAGAGUGUGUAUUUCCUGUAUUGGUAAAUAA